AACUUAGCCCGUGUGGAGUACAGACGUGCCGGGCAGGCGGCCUCUCGCAAGGUGCCCGCCAAACUUCCUCCGCUUUCGACCAGUGCUGCCAACUGGCGUCCAAACCAAACACUUCGCUCUAGCAAUAUGACCUGGGAACUGUUCUUGUAUAUGACAGAAAUAUUUGCUUGAUUUCAGGACACUUCAGAAAAUGUGAUGACAAUAUAGGGGUCGUUUGAAACAUUGCCAGCUAAUCUCGAGUGACCUUUGAACUCAUACGAGUUGAUCUGAGUCAAUUUACAAACAAACGUGAUUUAGAAAUGUGACUGCCAAUGGCAUUCAGGAAAAAUAAUUUUAACAAAUCCAUGGAAAACAGGCAUAAUAUUGUGUUGCUGACCUAAUGAGGGGCAAAUUGAAACUAUCUACUGCUUGACCUCGGUGAUAUAUAUAUCUCAUUCACUGAAGCCCUCCCCUCCAGCAAGCAUUGACCCACCAGUUCCAGCAGCCGAUGGGGAGGGAAAAAUGAUGAAUGUGGAAGAAAAACCUAUGAAAAUUCCAGAGAUAUAUGACUUAUCUGCCUUCUGAAGUGUGAAGCAAUUAAGGACAUAAUAACUUGUAGUCAGUGUAAACAUAAAACAGACUCCUGGAAGCUCACAGAUAAAUACAGAAAAUAUAGUGUUAAUAGUGUUUAAAUAAUUAAUUCAUUAUUCAAUUCAAAAUUCAAUUCAAAAUAUGUCAUAAAAUAUAAGUGUUAACAGCAGUAUGCAUAUCUUGACAACCAAACUAUAUAUUAAUAAUCAGAGGAAAUUGACAUAAUUCAGACAAACUUGUAUGCCAGGAUUAAAUUUACUAUUGGUUUUUUAAAUAUACCCGGUACAAACAAACAGCUUAAUCAGAAGUUUUAACCGGUAACAAUUAUGGAACGAUAAUAUCAACUCUGCACACACGGGGAUACAAAAAUCAGCAAGAGAAAAACCCAACCAAUUAAACGCACAUCUGAGGUGUAUUUGGUGGUGUGAGGUGCGCCGAGCCACGAUCAUGGCGGCGAUGUUCCAGACAUGUGACGGAGCGAGGCGUGGGGGUAUCACUGUUCUCAUGUUGCUGACACUCUCCUGGUGUUCACCUGUUCUACCUCUCCCAGCGUUACUGAUGCAGCAUGGACGAUACGGAGUGCUGGAGUCAGCGUCACAGAAGUGGUGGCACGGAUGGGAGGACGCGGGCCAGCCGUCCGUGGCCAGUGACCAGGUCAACGUGACGGCCGUCCUGGGUCACACUGUCACCCUGCCCUGUCGGGUCACCAACCUCGGAGACAAGACUGUGUCAUGGAUAAGGUCACGGGACCUUACGGUGUUGGCGGUGGACCAGCUCACCGUUACAACAGAUGCACGGUUUUCGGUUGUGCACCCCGAGGACACCGAAGACUGGCUACUAGAAGUGCGUGGAGUGACGAUCUCUGACGAUGGCACCUAUGAUUGCCAAGUAAAUACUCACCCUAAGAUUUCCACCAAGUUUCACCUCAAGAUCCUACCUGACACAGGACAAGUGUCGAUCUUGGACAUCCCUGUGUCGGACACUGGUGUCAUCUCCCAGCCCGAAGCCAAACCCGCAGAGGACGAAGCGACGUUGCGGCUGCGGGUGCUGGGGCAGCGGUGGGUGCGGCUGCCUGCGGGAGGCGCCCUGCGGCUGGUAUGCGAGGCCUCGGGCAAGGCCUUGACGGAACUGCACGAGUAUUCGCUGCUCUACAAUGAUCCGCUCAUCUCCUGGACCCUAGACGGCAUUCCUGUCACCACACUCUGGCAUCACAAUAAGGUGGUGGUGCGAGAGUCCUGGGGAGGUGCCGUGGUGGAGUCGGAGCUUGAAGUCAGGUCGCUCCAUCCGUCGGACGGAGGGACGUACGCCUGCGUCGCUCCACAAGCUCAGCCGGAUCGGGUCACCCUCACCGUCAUGACCACACAGCCCGGAGAGAGGGAUACUGCCACUUCGAGGUUAGCUUCUCCAGGCGUGGCGGGGGGACGAGACUAUGGGUACAGAGACUCAGCAGCAUCAGACCAUGCUUCUGCAGCAGCCUCAGCAGGAGCAGCAGGACGGGCAGCGGUGAUAAGCGGAGUCAUCAUUCUCCUCCUCCUGCUCGUCCAGGUUGCCCUCUGCGUCUUCUACAUCAAGAAAGUCUGAAAGUCCUCAAGAGAAUCUGGAAACAGGUGUAAGAUGAUGCCAAAGGAAUCCAAUGAUCUUAUUUUUUUUAGAUCUGCUGUCGAGUCUUCCUUUGAGGGGGGGCGCAUGACUGAGAAAAAAUAAGCUUUGUGACGUCGAUGUUGACUUUUUAUAGCUCUUAUUUUUUUUGGAAGCAAGAGUUUCAGGGAUCUUUACUGUUCUAUAUUUGUGUUCACAUUAUGAUGGAAAACAAUUUUCGGCGAUGAUGUGCUUCCCAGUUGGACAGCAGUGGGCGCUAUAUCCAAGAACGGUGUUGAUUUUACGUAAAAUCAACAUUAAUAGCCUUGCUCUUGAAUACAAUGCAGUUGGUUCCAUUACGAGUGGGACCUCAGGAAAUGUUUAUGGUUGUACCGGUUUGCUAGAGGGGUACACUUGACCCCCUGCUAGAGGGGUACACUUGACCCCCUGCUAGAGGGGUACACUUGACCCCCUGCUAGAGGGGUACACUUGACCCCCUGCUAGAGGGGUACACUUGACCCCCUGCUAGAGGGGUACACUUGACCCCCUGCUAGAGGGGUACACUUGACCCCCUGCUAGAG
Molecule: messenger RNA, 2729 nt
Organism: Procambarus clarkii (red swamp crayfish)
Lineage: Eukaryota; Metazoa; Arthropoda; Malacostraca; Decapoda; Cambaridae
Product: protein amalgam
Biological process (GO): synapse organization
Cellular component (GO): neuron projection membrane
Source: RefSeq, a predicted model, not a curated record